GCUCUUUUGGUUGUGGACAACACGUUUGCUUCGUUGACGCUUCUAGUAAGCGGAUACCAUAGAAGAAGCGCUAAGUAGGUAUCUACAAAGACUUGCUCUCAAAAUACCUCGUCAUUUGUGACCGACGAUUGUGAUAAAGGCCGUUUUGAGUCGAGCACUCGUCGAGUUCGGACUGCGCUUUGUUGCAGCGCCAAUUUUAAGACAAAGGUUCAUGGACGGCGAAGGCUCGAUAUAAACGGUCGUGCACAAGCUUUAUCAGAGAGGAAAAUCCUCCCACACAACAAGAAACGCGAGUCGAUUAGUAUGGCAGGAGAUCAAGAGGAGCCCGAAGUCCUGGCACACGAACCCAUGCCCAAAGGCUACAGAUUCGUCCCCAAAGGCAACGUCUACAUCACUAAGAAUUGCCGCAAGAAGACACACGAAGCAGAGAGAACUCUUUACGUCGUUGUCAAUAAAAAAGGAAAGCCAACGGGCCUACGGUGCCCCGCCUACAUCCACAAUGCCGUCAUGAGCGAGAACAAGGCGACCGCGGCGCAGCGAGCCGAGGCGGUCCAGAAGCGGGACGCAGUCAUUGAAGAGAACUUCGAGGAGGCGAUAGUGAAGCUUUUUCCCGAGAUCCCCAAGUCAGAGGUUCCGCAGAUCCUCAAGCACUCGCUCAAGAAGCACAGCAGGCGCGUGGGGAGGACUGGGACGGUAGCCCUGCAAGACAGGGUGAAGCUUGCGGUGCGCGCGCACAUCCGACACGUCCACACCGAAUACGACGAGCUGCUCAAGCACGGCGCGAGUAGGCCGACUGCGAGGGAGAAGAUAUGGGACAGGCUGAACGAGGUUGCGAGGCAGUGGGGUGGGCGGCCACUCAAACUAGCCGUGACGGGACCCGUUAAAGAUAGGCCGACGAAGAAGGGCAGGAUGGCGAUAGCUUCCGGAAAGAAAACGAAGGGCAGCGCUGAAGUCAAGAAGGCCAUGGUUGACACGGCUCGUAUGGCGACUCGUCGGAGGAGUCGCGAGGCACUAGGACUGUCACCACCCGCUAUUCCGACGGCCCUGCAGGCAAACUUGACGCACACAGGUCUCCGCGCUCGCACACGUGGUACGGCUAGUGAAGUUGUGAUGCUAGGGGCUGGGGAUGACCUUGUGGUGGAAGACCUGGAUAUGAAUACCGGUGACUCCUUCUUUACCAGCGGUGAAGAGACAAGCGACUAUAACAGCGAUGGCAGUGAGUGGAGUUGAAACUAAAGCAACAUCAACCUGCGAGGUAGUGGGCUGAAGGGGGACGGUCUUACACAAGGGCUAUUUUAAUUAUCUGUAUAAUUAGCGUUGGCCGGAAAACACACGCUGGAGAAGUAACAAUAGGAAC
This is a messenger RNA of Chaetomium fimeti, 1357 nucleotides long. RefSeq lists its product as uncharacterized. Bases 304 to 1230 code for a protein of 308 amino acids. NCBI's taxonomy places the organism in Eukaryota, Fungi, Ascomycota, Sordariomycetes, Sordariales, Chaetomiaceae. The record is from RefSeq and is a predicted model, not a curated record. The transcript has 2 exons.